Messenger RNA from Plasmodium fragile, 702 nucleotides. RefSeq lists its product as uncharacterized. The transcript has 2 exons. The record is from RefSeq and is a predicted model, not a curated record. Lineage: Eukaryota; Apicomplexa; Aconoidasida; Haemosporida; Plasmodiidae. Bases 1 to 702 code for a protein of 233 amino acids.
AUGAGAAAAAAUGCAAAUUCGAAAAGCCAAGGUCCUGUAAGAUACGUGAUGCUGCUGUCCUUUAUUUUCGUAAUCUUAAUAUUAUUAAACCCUGAUUGCUUUGUCCAAUCAAGCACAGAAUCCGAGUUGCAGUUACAAACGUGUGCACGAAAACUAGUGGAGUUAUCACUUUACACAAAUGAAGAUUUAUCUAGAAGACUUAAAAAUGAUAAUUUGAUUAAUGAGCCAUAUGUAAACGGGAAGCUUUUGCCUUUCGGAUGUCAAAAGAAGGAUCUAACAAAAAAACUAUCAAGGAGCAAUAUAGAAAAUCUGUCAAAUAACACAGGGUUUCUUUUUGCUGAUAAGAAAAAGGCAUACAUUGUUUUUCAUUACUUGCAUGAUUACCAUAGAACCAAAUAUGAUAAGAUGAUAAAUCACUUAUGGUUAGAUUUUACAAAGUUAGCAGAACAAAUUGGUAUGCCUGCUGAAGAACGAUUGAAAAUUUUAAUGGACUGUCAUUCAGCACUUAUGAGAGAUUUUGAUACCCUAGAUGAAGCAUAUCAAAAUCGUUUCUUCUCCAUGGCCCAGAAUAAAUUAAUGUUGCAAGUAACUUUCCGAAUAUUUCUCUCCAAAUUUAUGUGGUCAUGUGAUAAAUUAACAAGAGUAAAUAAGAGGAAGUGGAAGAAGACUUUGAUGAAUGUUAUAGAAUCGUACAAACCGUAG